AUGGCUACGACGAAAACAGACCAACAUGAGCAAAGAAGAAUCAAAUCAUUUGUACAACGUCUAUCACCAGUAGAUUUAAAAGAUGGUUUUCUGAGUUUCAAAACCAACUGCUAUAAACUACAUUACUACGAAACAGCAACUGGUCAUAAAUUCGUGUUAAACACAGAUAACAAUGUUGGCAACAUUCGCGAUAUUCUACACCAAUUGUAUAGUACAAUAUUUGUCAAUUAUAUUGUAAAGAAUCCUCGUGCUUCAGCCGUCGACGUUAUCGAUUCCGAUCAAGAAAUCUUCAUUGAAAAACUAGACGAAUUCAUUAGUAAUUUAUCGAUUUUUUCCCAAACAAACAAAGCGUGA
This is a messenger RNA of Adineta ricciae, 354 nucleotides long. The record is from the annotation of a GenBank genome assembly. NCBI's taxonomy places the organism in Eukaryota, Metazoa, Rotifera, Eurotatoria, Adinetida, Adinetidae.